AGUACAUCGAAGAAUCGCCGCGUAUCCAGAUUUAGGCCGGGAGAGCAACGUUACCACGUAUGUAGCAACCGCGUGGGGCUCCGCCGACCUGAAGAAGCUGUAGAGGUGACUAGGAGGCGACCACACCUCUCGAUCGAGCAGCCUGAGCCAAUGCGAAGGCGCCGACCGAGCCACCAAAGCGGGACCACGUGCGAGGCACCGCAGCCCGCGCACGGAACGACGACCGCAACUACCAAAGGGACCACGUGGGUGGUACCACACCAGAGGCAGAAGGAGUGCCCAAGCGAGGGCAAUCACCACGCGCACGAGCUUCAAUCGAGAAGGCAAGUGAGCUGGCAAUUCCUAACCUAUUUACCAAAUCUCCCUACCAAAUUCAACUGUAUCGUUUAAUCACCCUACCAAUUGUAAAUUGUAAUCGUUCUUAAUCAUGGCUAAUGAAACAGAAAUUUCCAAAAGAACCAUAGAAGAGUUAGAAAUUAGGCAGUUAAAAAAUAAACGAGGUGUCUAUAAGCGAAAACUAACUAUAUUUAAGAAAUUUAUAGAAAAAAUCGACUCAAGCGCAUUGACGGCCGAAGUAAUUGUAGACAUAAGCUUAAGACUAGAUCAAUUACCAAAGUUAUACAAUGAUUUCUCUGAGAUACAGGACCGGAUCGAGACACUGUGCAGCGAGGAAGGUGACAUCGAGGCCCAAGAGGCCGAACGUGAGUCUUUCGAGGACACAUUUUACCGACUUAGCGCUAAGGGCAAGCUGCUGGCGAAAAUAGAUGACGAAUCAAUACCAAAUGACCAUAGUCCCCAAGCCCCGCAGCAGCAGCCCCUCGGUGAGUCGAUAAAGUAUCCCGAAAUUAGCCUCCCUAGCUUCGAUGGGGACCUAACACAGUGGCUGCAGUUCCGAGACACAUUUGAUGCCCUAGUCAAUCAAGCUAGCUUGGCAUCUAUUGUAAAAUAUAAAUACCUACGCAGUUGUUUACGAGACGGCGCACUUGAGGUAAUUAGUUCGCUCGAUUUCUCCGAGGAAGCGUACACGCUCGCGUGGCAGAUGCUUUGUGAACGUUACAAUAAUCCUAAACGUUUAGUUUCCAACCACAUGCGAGCCUUGUUCGACGUGGAACCUGUACCGUCAACUCCUUCGGGUCUUAGAGGUCUGUGCGAUAAUAUUUCCAAACAUUUGAGAUCUUUGCGUUCAUUAAAUGUACCUACCGAAAAUUGGGAUCUCGCAAUUAUUCACUUACUAGUUAAAAAGUUAGAUAGUCGACUGCAAUCAAAGUGGGAAAAUAGUGUUGAUUUGAGAAAAUUGCCUUCGUUGCAGGACUUCAAAACCUUCCUAAAGAACCGAGCUGACCGGCUGGAAGCGACCAGCCCAGCAGUACCAUCGGACGCACCCAGCACUUCCAAGAAGGCCAUGGUAACCACGUCCGAACCUAUUAAGGGCUCGAGUCAGCCAACUUCCUGGCGGCGCUGCGACGGUUCAUCGCCAGGAGAGGUAAACCGCAGGAGUUGGCCAUUGUGUCCCUUACCUACUUCAAAUCCUGACUAUCCUGUCCUCACGCCAGCUCACUUUUUAAUUGGAAAAGCACCAAAUUCACUUCCUGACGAAGAUUAUAACCAUAUACCAAAAAACCGAUUAACUCACUAUCAACUUUUGCAACAAAUCACCCAGGACUUCUGGCGGCGCUGGUCACGUGACUACAUCGGAACGCUGCAGGAGCGCACGAAGUGGAGGAGCGCGCGCGGCCCAAGCCUCGCAGUCGGCACCGUCGUCCUGGUACGAGAAGAGCGCCUGCCACCCUGCCGGUGGAGGCUGGGCAAGAUCGUCGCGACGCAGCCGGGCCGGGAUGGCAUCACCAGGGUAGCCAUCAUCCGAACCGCCAGAGGAGACAUCCAACUUCCAGGGCGCGAGGCAGAUGAGUGCGCUCGGUCGGCGCGCGCGCUGAGUCGGCGUCUGCGCGCGGCGCCGCUGCGCGUGCGGCUGCAGCGCGCGCUGCCGGUGCGCGCGGCGCUGCUCACCGAGAUACUCGCCGUCGUGCUCAACUACACCAUCAUACUUUUGCAGUUUAACCAUCUUUCUAGUACUAAAGUUCCAGGACGCGAGGCGGACGAGUGCGCUCGGUCGGCGCGCGCGCUGAGUCGGCGUCUGCGCGCGGCGCCGCUGCGCGUGCGACUGCAGCGCACGCUGCCGGUGCGCGCGGCGCUGCUCACCGACAUACUCGCCGUCGUCCUCAACUAUACCAUCAUUCUAUUACAAUUCAACCAUAUCAUUUAA
Molecule: messenger RNA, 2263 nt
Organism: Cydia amplana
Lineage: Eukaryota; Metazoa; Arthropoda; Insecta; Lepidoptera; Tortricidae
Exons: 6
Coding region: 428-2263 (611 amino acids)
Source: RefSeq, a predicted model, not a curated record